This is a messenger RNA of Gorilla gorilla gorilla (western lowland gorilla), 1158 nucleotides long. Its product is annotated as UDP-glucuronosyltransferase 2B15-like. Gene Ontology annotation, molecular function: glucuronosyltransferase activity. Lineage: Eukaryota; Metazoa; Chordata; Mammalia; Primates; Hominidae. The record is from RefSeq and is a predicted model, not a curated record.
AUGUCAAAUAUUCUCCUGAUACAACUCAGUUGUCACUUUAGCUCUGGGAGUUGUGGAAAGGUGCUGGUGUGGCCCACAGAAUACAGCCAUUGGAUGAAUAUAAAGACAAUCCUGGAUGAACUUGUUUGGAGAGGCCAUAAAAUGACUGUGCUGUCAUCUUUGGCUUCCAUUAUUAUUCACCCUAGUAAAUCAUCUGCUAUUAAAUUUGAGGUUUAUCCAACAUCUCUAAUUAAAAAUAAUUUUGAGGGUCUUGUUGUGAAACUGAUCAAUAGAUGGAUAUGCGAUCUUCCAAAAGAUGCAUUUUGGUCAUAUUUUUCACAAGCACAAGAACUCUUUUGGGAAUCUACAGACUGUGUUAAUAAUCUCUGUAAAGAUGUAGUUUUGAACAAGAAAAUUACGACAAAACUACAAGAGUCAAAGUUUGAUGUCAUUCUUGCAGAUGCCCUUGGUGCCUGUAGUGAACUGCUAGCUGAGCAUUCUCCUGGCUACACACUUGAGAAGUAUAGUGGAGGACUUCUAUUCCCCACUUCCCACAUACCUGUUGUUCUGUCAGAAUUAAGUGAUAAAACGACAUUUGUGGAGAGGAUUAAAAAUCUAAUAUAUGCGCUUUAUUUUGACUUUUGGUUUCAAAUGUUUGACGAGAAGUGGGAGAAGUUUUACAGUGAAGUUCUAGGUAAGUCAUGUACAUUAUUUCAGAUAAUGGGGAAAGCUGAAAUGUGGCUCAUUCAACUGUACUGGGAUUUUGAAUUUCUUUGCCCACCCUUACCAAAUGUCGAUUUUGUGGGGGAACUCCACUGUAAACCAGCCAAAACCCUGCCUAAGGUACAGUCUGUCACAGCUUCCCUUGCUAGGAAAGAGAAACACCCUGACCCCUUACACUUCAGCUCGCCCUCCGUGGGCUGCCACUGUCCAUCCAGUCCCAAAGAGAUUAAUGAGGUACCUCCAUUGGAAAUGCAGAAAUCACCCAUCUUCUGCAUCCAUCAUGCUAGACCUAGAGAAGCCGUCAGGAUCCUAGCUGUGCCGCGGCAGAACCUAAGGAGGUCUGGAGCAGCAGGCUCCAGGUUCGAAGGGUUGCAGCCAGACGGAGCCUGGGGCCAAACGGUGCUCAUGGCCCCUGAGGUGAGUGAGGCUGAGGCCAGGAGACCCUGCCCAGAAUAA